Messenger RNA from Mya arenaria, 481 nucleotides. RefSeq lists its product as uncharacterized. Lineage: Eukaryota; Metazoa; Mollusca; Bivalvia; Myida; Myidae. The record is from RefSeq and is a predicted model, not a curated record. The transcript has 6 exons. Bases 65 to 481 code for a protein of 138 amino acids.
GACAAUUGCUAGUUAAAAUAUAAUCUUUAAUUUAUUAAGAUUGGAUUAUAGCUGUUUCUAAAUUAUGGAAGAAACAUCCAAACGAGGUGACCUUUCUAAUCAUACUAGUUGUUCCGUAAACGAAGAGAAGUCUGCGUCAGAGCGCGAGAGGGGCAAGAAAAGAAAAGGGUCCCACGAAUCUGAUGAGGUCCCGAAGAGAUCUCGGUCGGGUGCUCAGGCCGGUCUUUCUUCAGAGAAAGGAAGAGAAAAGGCCACAAGUUCAGCAACCACGGAAACCAAAUUGACUGAAAGAUAUGGCUCCUAUGUGCGUAUGCACUCUCCUUGGGUGCCCGAGGAUAAUAAAAGAAAGGGGACACCUAGUGCGCUUCCAGACGGACCCAGGUCGGGUGUUGAGCCUGUUCCCACUGACGAUGUACCAGACGGAGUAGAAAAACCUUUGUCUGGCCUUCCAGGCGCUAACCUACGGAAACCCAAACGAUAA